Molecule: messenger RNA, 804 nt
Organism: Parnassius mnemosyne (clouded apollo)
Lineage: Eukaryota; Metazoa; Arthropoda; Insecta; Lepidoptera; Papilionidae
Source: the annotation of a GenBank genome assembly
AUGAGUUCCAUUGUAGCAUAUUCAGAAAAAGACCAAGAGAUUUACAAAGUGAAAAAAGGUGUCUAUCAGAACGACUGGGACGAUUCGAUUAAGAGUUACAAAUUUUUUGAAAACGAGUUGUGUUUCCAUGAUAGCAUUCUACUUCGUGGAAAUAAAAUGGUAAUACCACAGCAACUCUACAAGAGAGUAUUAGAUGCUGCAUACGAGGGUCAUCCAGGUAUCGUAGCGAUAAAGGGACGCUUGAGAUCAAAGGUAUGGUGGCCCCGUAUCGAUAAAGACGUAGAACAAUUAGUAAAGGCCUGUAAAGAUUGUACGUUAGUGGGUUUGCCAAAUCCAACUGCACCAAUGAAGAGACGAGAGUUGCCUGCAGCUCCAUGGAUAGAUGUCACAAUGGAUCUAAUGGGACCAUUGCCAAGUAACGAGUAUCUGUUAGUAGUGGUCGACUACUAUAGUCGAUACAAAGAAGUAAACAAUUACAAAAACAUCACAAGCUUACAGAUUAUUAAAAUGGUAAAAGAAAUGUUCAGUAGACUUGGUUAUCCUAUUUCUAUCACCGCAGACAAUGGCAAGCAGUUCGUAAGUGAAGAGUUUCGAUCUUUCUGCAAAGAAUGUAACAUUAAGUUAUUUAGUACUGUACAAUAUUGGCCUCAAAUGAUCGGCGAAGUUGAAAGACAAAACAGAGAUAUUUUGAAACGUCUUCGUUUCAGCCAGAUCGAGAGGAAGGAUUUAAAAGAAUGUUUGUGGGAGUAUCUUCUAAUGUAUAACAGCACCCCUCCUUACAGUUACCGGGAGGUUACCGUCUGA